AUGUCGCUGCUGAAGAUACUGAACGACGACCCUGUGCCUCCUCUGAGCCACAACUCGAUUCCCGCGCCUGCGCUCGCACCUCCACCUGCCCCGCACCACUUGCCUCAUGGCGGACCCAGUACCGCGAACGACACUCUCAGGCCGCCUCUGUCGCCUUCGCCGUUUCCCGUGACAUCGCUCAGGCAAGGCGGCGUUCACGGCGUCGAGAGCGGCGGACCAAUGCACCCCGAUGUUGAGGUACACGCGCACAGACAAGGACCAGAAAUAAUGCACCCCAAUCAUGAACCUGUGGACGAAGAGGGCAGUCGGUCCGCUGCGCCGCCGGAGCAGGCCCAGACGCCCUCGAAGAGACGGAAGAAGCAGGCCGUGGACAACGACUAUCAGCCGGGAACGCGUCGGUCUACACGACGCACAUCCGCUCGCCACAAACGCCCUCGCACAGAUUCUCCUGCAGUUCACGACGAAGCUGGUGAACAGGAUAAUGGACACCAAAAUGAGCACGCAGAAGAUGAUCGCCGCCUGGUAUCUUCAGAUCUGGAUGACUGUCCAGAGAUCACACAAGUUGUAGAGACUUUGUAUGCGAAAGAGGCGCAGAAGCGCCGCAAGAUCAACGAACAACUGGUUGAGCGCUCGAAUACAGAUAAGAACAUGGGGCGAAUGUACCGCUACACGACAUUGUACGCCGAUGUGGCUGACCGCAUCCCGCUGCCUCCCCGACCAAGCCGGGAACGCCGUCCACUGGAACAUAACAUUCACGUCCCUGCGCCCCCACCACCUCCAGGCCCUGACUACGAUGACUAUGACGAACCGCUUAUGCCUCACGACUAUCAACAACAUCCCAUGGGCAACGGCUCAGCUCUCCCUAAGCGCCCCGCGUCCCGGCCAGCGUCGGCAGGAGAUAUGAGUGACGAUAACGUGUCCAUGGCGUCCGUUUCGCGUCCACAUAAGAAGCGCAGGGUUGAUGACUUUGACGACGGACAGUCCGUUGCAUCUGCAGCUAUGACGCCGACACGAAAGGGCAAGCAUAUUGACCAGGGCGAGGGUGUCGGAAGCCCUAAUGGAACGCCUCGCGGGCCGAAGAAAGCUGCUGGGAAGCGCAAGUUCAUUGAGACGUUGGGGCCAGGAGCCGCAGAGCACCUCGGCGUGGAGUCAGCGGCUCCCUCAGUCGCCGGCGACGUCUCUCCGUCGGGCUCGCGGGCAGAGUCGCCAGUACCUCAGGUCGGACCCGGUAUCAUUUUUGAGAUCGGAGAGGUUCCACCAGAAUUGAAGAAGGCGAAGAAGAUGGACGAUCAGGCAAUGCUCAAGCGUGUUCGUCAAUUAGAGGAUGCGCAGGCUAAAGUUUGGAAGAACAUCGUUCGCAAGGAGAUCCCAAAGGCAUAUCGACAUUACAACAUCGGCUCCGCCAUUCGUACUCAGUCGCAGAAACGCAUCGCAACUCUAGCGUCAACGCAAGCCCGCAAACCAUAUCAGCGCACGCCUAAGAUCAUCAAGGAGGCGCAGGCAAAGGGGAAGAAGCUCGCUCGAGACAUGUCCGCCUUCUGGAAGAAGAAUGACAAGGAGGAACGCGAAUUGCGGCGGAAGGAGCAGAAGGAGGCACUUGAGCGCUUACGGAUCGAGGAAGAGAAGCGCGAGGCGUCAAGACAAGCGAGGAAGCUCGAGUUCCUUAUCAGCCAAACGGAGUUGUACAGUCAUUUCGUAGGCAAUAAGCUCAAGACUGCCGAGAUCGAGGGAGAAGCGGCACCUACUGAACUUCCCAAAGGCGCUGAGCUCGAGGAUGAUCCCGACGCUCCUUUAGCAGAUAUCGACUUUAAUGAUGAGGACCACACGAAUCUGCAUAGGCAUGCUCGGCGCAUCGCACAGGAGAACGUCGCUCAGGCUCGCGCAAGGGCGCAACAGUUCGACCAGGAGUCAGCUCUCGAACGCAAGACGAAGGACGCCAUGCGGUUCGCGAAGGCUCAGUCUCAUCUGCACGACGAACCGGAGACUCAGGAGGGCGAUGGCUCAAGCACCGGGAAGCCUAUAGUAGAUCUGGACUCGGACGAGCUCAACUUCCAAAAUCCUGACGCACUCAAGGGUCCUCUGAAGAUAGGGCAGCCACGCAUGCUUAUGGCGACGUUGAAGGAAUACCAACUGAAGGGUUUGAACUGGUUGGGCACGUUGUACGACCAGGGCAUCAAUGGUAUUCUGGCCGACGAGAUGGGUCUAGGCAAGACUAUUCAGUCUAUAUCGCUCAUGGCAUACCUUGCCGAGGUGCACAAUAUCUGGGGUCCGUUUCUCGUGGUUGCACCCGCUUCUACGCUACACAACUGGCAGCAGGAGAUAUCGCGCUUCGUACCUAAUUUGAAGGUUCUUCCUUAUUGGGGUAGCGUCAAGGACCGCACGACGCUGCGCAAGUUCUGGGCAAAGAAGGAUAUCACGUACACCAAGGAGUCGGACUUCCAUGUCAUCGUCACCUCCUAUCAGCUCGUCACGCAGGAUCAACAGUACUUCCAGAAAGUCACUUGGCAGUAUAUGAUCCUCGACGAGGCGCAGAACAUCAAGAACUCGGCAAGUGCGCGAUGGAAAACGUUGUUAGAGUUCAAGUGCCGCAAUCGCCUUCUGCUCACCGGUACACCCAUUCAGAACUCCAUGCAAGAACUCUGGUCGUUAUUGCACUUCAUCAUGCCCACCCUAUUCGACUCCCAUGACGAGUUCAACGAGUGGUUCUCGAAGGAUAUUGAGAAUGCGGCAGAUAGCAAGGGACGGGGGCUCAGCGAACACCAGCUCCGCCGGCUACAUAUGAUUUUGAAGCCGUUCAUGCUGCGUCGUGUGAAGAAGCACGUUCAGAAUGAGCUCAGCGACAAGAUCGAGAUCGACGUUCUGGUCGAGCUGAGCGCUCGUCAACGACAGAUGUACCGAACGCUGCUCCAGAAUAUUUCCAUCGCAGAUCUCGUUGCACAAGGCCCGACGAUCAACGAAGCCGAGUACAAGCGCACGCUCACGAACCUCAUUAUGCAGUUCCGCAAGGUCUGCAAUCAUCCUGAGCUCUUCGAUCGUGCCGAUGUGGUCGCGCCGUUCUCAUUCGCCAAGUUCGGGCGGUCCGGUCCGUUAAACCGUGAAGGAGACUUCGUGGUGCAAGCCUACUCGACCCAUAACCCCAUUGAGUACAACAUCCCCCGCGCCUUCUACCUCGACGGUGGUCUGCUCGACGUACCGCGUGAGGAUAACGUCUCGCCCUUCCAGCCCGAGAAUAGUGUCUUGCACAAGCUCAUGAACAUAUGGACGCCCGAACACAUCCUAAAGUCCUUCCAAGACGCAUCGUCGUCGUCGUACUCAUUCCUUCGCUUUGCGAACUCUUCGCCUCAAGACGCGCAUAAUAUCUUCCUUGCCCCACCUUUCCGACGGCGACUUCUUGCCCUGAAAACAGAAGGUACCCAGCGAGAACAGGAUGCUUACCAUGGAUGCGGAUUCGGCCCCAUACGCGACUAUUAUCGGAUACCAGACGUUCACAUUCCGCUCGACUCCCUUGUAGACGGUUUGCCUGGUCUCAACACCAUUACCCAGUCGGCGUGGACCGACUCAUGUCUCUCAAGACCCAUUGUGCAAUGUCGCAUCCCGAGCGCACUCGCACCGCCUAUCGCUCUCUACGCCCCUGACCGCAAUUUCGUCGAGAAGCAGGAGCGCUUACUUCAGGCGCCUAUUGAAUCGCUCGCACUGUAUGGCGCUCCUCUAUCUGUACGCGACGCGCCCUUGGCCGAAGCUCGCUUCGACGCCCUCGCCCCUGGUGUUCCGCUGGACGGAAUCUUCGCGCAUUCCACGCGUGAUCAACUUCCGAUAUCGACUAUGCAUAUGCCAGAGGCUAAGAGCCUCAUUCUUGACUCCGGCAAGCUCGCGCGGAUGGACGCUUUGCUGCAAGAUCUCAAGUCUCAGGACCAUCGCGUUCUUAUCUACUUCCAGAUGACGCGUAUGAUGGAUCUCAUGGAGGAGUACCUCAUUCACCGACAGUACAAGUACUUACGCCUCGACGGUUCGACAAAGAUCGAGGAUCGUAGGGACAUGGUUACUGAUUGGCAAACUCGUGAGGAUAUCUUCAUCUUCAUCUUGAGCACGAAGGCCGGCGGUCUUGGUAUCAACUUGACAGCCGCGGACACCGUAAUCUUCUAUGAUCAUGAUUGGAAUCCGUCGAAUGACGCUCAGGCCAUGGAUCGUGCUCAUCGUCUUGGUCAAACGCGUCAAGUCACCGUUUACCGUUUGAUCUGCAGAGGCUCCAUCGACGAGCGAAUCGUUCAACUCGCCCGCCGGAAGAAGGACGUUCAGGACAUGGUCGUUGGCAACAAGAGUUUCAGCGAGAUGAACCAGACGAACGAGAUGGUGCAGCUACUACUCACAGACGAGCAAAUCGCCGCGGCGGCCAAUGCGCCGGUACCCGAGCGCCCGGUCGGUCAGUUUGGCGGCGCCGGGAUGGCCGGACUCAGAGACUUGUGGGUGGAAGAGGGUGAUGAGUUCUUCGGUGCGAGCAAUAUGCAGCCCAUGGUCGAUGACGAAGGUACGCCGGCACCGACCACGGGUAGAGGGCGGGGCCGCGGCAGGCCACGCGGCUCCGGUGAAGGUCGCGGGCGUGGUCGUGGGCGUGGUCGCGGAAGGGGAAAGAAGGUUGACUGA
Molecule: messenger RNA, 4641 nt
Organism: Peniophora sp. CBMAI 1063
Lineage: Eukaryota; Fungi; Basidiomycota; Agaricomycetes; Russulales; Peniophoraceae
Source: the annotation of a GenBank genome assembly